This is a messenger RNA of Aspergillus terreus NIH2624, 1137 nucleotides long. RefSeq names its product polysaccharide lyase family 1 protein. The transcript is spliced from 6 exons. Gene Ontology annotation, molecular function: pectate lyase activity. The record is from RefSeq and is a predicted model, not a curated record. Lineage: Eukaryota; Fungi; Ascomycota; Eurotiomycetes; Eurotiales; Aspergillaceae. Bases 1 to 1137 code for a protein of 378 amino acids.
AUGAAGUUCCCGGCUUUCAUCACGGCGAUCAUAAGCAUCGCUUCCCUGUCCUCUGCUAUCAGCGUCUCUGGAGCCGCAGAGGGAUUUGCAAAGGGCGUCACCGGUGGUGGCAGCGCAACUCCGGUGUAUCCCAGCACCAUCAGCGAGCUUGUAUCUUACCUGAAGGAUAGUCAACCGCGCGUGGUCGUGCUGACCAAAACAUUCGACUUCAGAGGCAGCGAAGGAACUACCACCGGGACGGGUUGUGCUCCCUGGGGUACGGCCUCGAACUGCCAGCUGGCCAUCAACAAAGACAAUUGGUGUACUAAUUAUCAGCCCAAUGCGCCCUCUGCCUCGGUCUCCUAUGACAACGCCGGCGUCCUUGGGAUUACUAUCACUUCCGACAAGACCUUGAUCGGCCAGGGGUCCAGUGGUGUGAUCAAGGGCAAGGGUAUUCGCAUUGUCAGUGGGGCCAAGAAUGUUAUUAUCCAGAACAUUGCAAUCACCGAUAUCAACCCCAAGUAUGUCUGGGGUGGUGAUGCCAUCACACUGAACAAUUGCGAUAUGGUUUGGAUUGACCAUGUCACGACUGCUCGCAUCGGCCGCCAACACCUUGUCCUCGGUACCAGUGCCUCCAACCGAGUGACAGUCUCCAACUCGUACUUCAACGGAGUCUCAGACUAUUCCGCAACAUGCAAUGGAUACCAUUACUGGGGCAUCUACUUCGCCGGGUCCAACGACAUGGUCACCCUGAAAGGGAACUACAUAUACCAUAUGAGCGGCAGAAGUCCCAAGGUCCAAUCUAACACACUUCUCCACGCGGUCAACAACUACUGGUACGACAUUUCCGGUCAUGCCUUUGAGAUUGGCGCAGGUGGCUAUGUGCUAGCAGAAGGAAACGUGUUCCAGAACGUCCCCACCAUUCUGGAGGAAGAUGACGGCCAACUGUUUACCUCGCCUAACUCGAACACAAACCAGGUCUGUUCCACAUACUUGGGCCAUGUGUGCCAGGUGAAUGGAUUUGGAAGCUCCGGCACUUUCAGUUCCGCCGACACGGGCUUCUUGGUGAACUUCCAGGGCAAGAAUGUUGCGUCUGCUUCGGCAUACACUGUUGCACAGAGUAGUGUGCCGUCGAAUGCUGGACAGGGCAAGCUGUGA